GAGCUUGUCUGAUUACAUCCUUGUUAUCAUAAAUAGGAUCAAAGGUCUUGUAUUGUAUAGGGAAGAGGUGGGUUAUACCACGUGACUUAAGGGUUUUCCUGGAUACUUUACUGAUACAAUACUUCUUAAAGUCACUCUCUGGGGGAGGUCCUUCAUCUUCCUCUUCUCCUUUACUCUUUACAGACUCACCAUUAGCAUCUUUGAGGCGUUUCACCUCAUGGACAUCUUCAGACUAAAAGGAAUCAUGAGUAUUUUAAACUAAGAAAGAACUCUAGAAGUUACCACGUGGUAAGAGGUUGUGCAUGUGGGUGUAACCAUAGGCGUGGCAUUCAUAUGAUCAUUUUCAGACAUUUUGUUCCGAGUUUUGUCCUCAUUUUCAAGUUGUCCGGCACUCGCAGUUGAAGCCUAAAAUCCAGUCAAUCGAAACUGAAGAACUUUUAUCAAUGGCAGAGAGAAGGAAGUCUAAAGGGCCAAAAGGGAAUGAGGGAGAGGAAGGAACUGAUGGUUCUAAACAGAAAGGUGGGGGCGGGGAAAAGGAUUAUCAGCAGAAGAAAUCAAGAAUAGGUGGAGCUGCUCAUUUUGUUCACAAGCGAGUAACAGGACAACCGAAACCGGCACCUAAAAAGACAGAAAAAAAGAUUGAGCUUUUUUCUAUGCCACUCACUGAUGACAAUGAUAUUGUACUACCAUCAACUGAAAGAGCCACUCCUCCUACUGCAAUGGAAUAUGAUCAUGAUGUGUCCUCCUUUCUGCCAGAGGCAGUAGUACCACAGCAAUCCAGUGAUGAUCCUGAAUUGAGUCUCAAACUAGCAAGAAUUGAAAUGGAGAAUGAACGGUACAAGAGAGAGCUUAGAGACAAGGAGAGACAAAUAAAAGAAUAUGAAGAAGACAUCAUUAAAUUUAGAACGCAAAUGAGUCGGAGUGGAGGAGAAAUUUUGCCGGUAAUAGUAGACCAAUCAGCUACACAAAAACUAACAAAAACUAUACAGCAACUGGAGAGGGAGGAGGAAGAACUAAUAGAAGAGAGGAAGGAGCUGGAGCAAAAACUGACUGCAAAGAGUGGAGAGCAAAUAAUGCAUGAUAGAAUUACCCACUUAACACAAUUACUGAAGAAGGAAAGGGAAGAAAGAAGAAAAGCAGAAAUUUAUAUGAUUGAGUUGGAGAAGAAGCAUGCGAUAGAGCUGGAGGGGAUUAAACUAAAAGUGACUACAGCUAAAGCACUGCAGGACAGAGAGGAAGAGGCAGUGUUGAAAGAAGUAGAAGAUUUAAAGAAUGAAGCCAAAAUGAGAAAAGAGGAUAUUGAAACUCUUGAAGCUCAGGUGGCAGAAGCAGGUGAUGCUUAUAAGAAGUUAGAAGCACAACUUAAGAAACAAGAAGAAGAGAUUGAGGCUCGUGUAAAUGAGAGGCUCAGAGAAGAAGUUGAUAAACAUCUUCGUGAAACCGUGAAAGCUCAGUUAACUACCCAAAAAAUUGAUGAGCAGAAGAAAGUCUUUGCAGCUCAUGUGAAAGAGAAGGAAGAUAAAGUGAAGACACAGUAUGAGGUAUUACUAGCUUCUAAAGAGAGGCGUAUAAAGGAACUGGGAGCUGAACUGGAGGAAAUAAUGGAACAAUUGAAACAGAAAGAAGAAACUGAGCUCAAUUUACGAGAAGAAAUAACUUACCUACAAUUAAAGAUUGAUCCUGGUGAUGGUGCUUCUGCUAACAAUAGUCUAUCAGAAGAAGAUAAGCUGAGGAGAGAGCUGGAGGAUCAAGCUGCCAGAGUAAGAGACCUUGAGGAAAUGAUUGGUACAGCCUCAGUGGAAAAAGAUAAGCAAGAAGCUGUGGCAGAAUUUGAAAUACAGAUGAAAGACAAAGAUGAAAAGAUUCAAAAGUUAAAGGGACAAGUACAAAAUGAUGCUUUAUUAUCAGUGGAGCUGAGGAAGUUACUUGAAACAAAUGAAAAUCAAUUGGCUGACACAAAGAAAAUUAUUGAAGAGUUAGAAGAUGAUCUGAGUAAUAAGGUGGUAGAAAUUGAAGAUUUAAAUGACGCAUUGACAGAAAAAGAGAAAGAAAUAAUUAGACUAAGAGGAAUCGAUAACAAAGCUACUGAAAUUGUAGCACAAGAGAAGAAGCAAAGUACUGUAAUGCAACUAAAGGGACAGAUUGAUGAGCUUCUUAAGAAAAAUAAAGCACAAGAAAGACAAAUGGUAGAUUUAGUUGAGAAAAUACAAUUAAAGGAAGCAGAGAAUGCAAUAUUCAAGCAAGAUUUUGAAAGAGAGAGGAAUGACCGAGUAAAAAUAAAUGAUCAACUAAUAAAAAUGCAAGUACUACAUGAAUUAUUAAAGCAAGAAUCAGUUGAGAAAGAGAAAGAAGCACAAAUGAAGCUUCAUAACCUCAUACAAUCAAACAGUUCUUUAGUGUGUGAUUUAGAAGAGAAUAGGAAGGAAAUAGCUACUAAAGGUGCUGAAAUUGAAUCUUUAGUUAAAAAGAAUGCUCAACUGGAGAAACAACACAAUGAAGAAAUGAGAAAAAUAAAAAAGAAACUCAAAGAGUCAGAAGCAGCAGAGACGGAAAAAAUGAAAGAAAUGGAAGAAAUAAUGGAAGUGCUAACAGCACAAGUGAAUGCUUACAGUCAUGAAGUAGACAAGCAAAAAAGAUUAGUAACUCAGAGUCAAGAGAAACACAAAACUGAGGUUAAUCAGUUAAAUGAGAGGCUUGCUAAUGAAAUAAAAUCCAAGCAACAAAUAACUGUUGAGUUACGAGAGAAAUCAAAACAACAAGUACAGCAACUACAACAAAUGUUUCAGGGUGCAAAUGAGAGGCUUGCUAAAGAAAAGCAACAACUGGAUAAUAAGCUGGAUAAGAUGAGACAACUGUUAGAUAACGUGUCUGCUGAUAAAGAAAAAGCAAUGAGAGCAUAUCAUCAGGAACAAGCAAUGGUUACUAGACUGAAGGAUCAAGUAGAAGAAAUAAAGCAAGCUAAUAGAGCAUUAGUAACAUCACCAUCAGAAAAAAACAGCUGGAAAUUGAGUCAUAGAGAAAUUUCUCUCUCAGGAGAAGAGCUGGGUAGAGGAGGAUGGGGUGUGGUGUGGGUUGGCCAAUUAAGAGUUGCUGUAAAGCAGUUACAUGAAACAAUAGAGAGCCAACAUAAUAUGGACUUGUUUCAUCAUGAAAUUGAUACAAUAUCACAGUUACGUCAUCCUAAUCUUGUUCAGUUUAUUGGAGCUGUAUUAGACCAUCCA
Amphimedon queenslandica is the source of this 3221-nucleotide messenger RNA. RefSeq names its product trichohyalin-like. Gene Ontology annotation, molecular function: ATP binding; protein kinase activity. Lineage: Eukaryota; Metazoa; Porifera; Demospongiae; Haplosclerida; Niphatidae. The transcript is spliced from 13 exons. The record is from RefSeq and is a predicted model, not a curated record. Gene Ontology annotation, biological process: protein phosphorylation. The annotation marks the transcript as partial.